AUGGACGCGCUGCUGAGAUCCUUCAACAAGAAGAUGCACGAUGUUCCGCCGGACGAUCGAUUCAACGACUAUCGAGAACGCUUCUAUGCUGAUGUGAUUGAAUACGCCAAAGCGCUUUUAAAGAGGAUAUCCGUUGCCGGCUUCUCCCUUCGACGCGUGGUUAGUAACGAGUACAUGGCACAUCUAGGCCGACCCGCGUUCGGUCGUCUCUGGGAUGUCGGGGUGCGGGAGGAACUGAUCGACAUCGCGGCUCGCCUACUGCUGAAUUCCGACCACCUUGACGGCCCGUCGACCGACGCGCAGACGUUUGCGUGCCUGUCGCACCGCCUGGCUCUACCGCUGGUCUCCGUAACGCCGUCGGAACAACGCGCAGAGCAGGAACAGAUCCAGCACCACCUGCGUAUAUGCCUCGCGUUCGACCCGACGUCCGGCGAUUUAGUCUCGGUAGCUCCGUCAGAGCCUCUACUCGCCGAGGCUGCCUACUAUGCGAUGCGCAUACGGUCCAUGGACACUCCGCAGGCUCUUAGAGCCAUCUUUGAUGCUUUCUCGAUCGGAGUGGGACAACAGGGCGACGUGGUCCUGCAGGCGCUUUUGAUCGCGGCGCGCGACGCUGCGGUUGGAGACCCGCUCCCUAAUGGCCUUCCCCGCUGCCCGGUUGACGAAAAAGAGAACCGCCGCUUGAUGUCGUCAACGGCUUUCUUUCGAAAGCUCUUCAAGCCAUUCGAAGUUGCGUUCGACCACGAGGGACACUCCUAUGCGACUGCGAGCGAACGUCAUCAGGCGGAAACCAUCCGUCGCUUUCACGCAGACUUCCAGAACUGCAACGUGCACUUCAAUCACUUCAUCUCCGUACAGCCUGACGUCCUCCGAGCGAAGUACCUCCUCGCACUCCUGGCCCGCGGCGCUGCGCCCCAAUGCGCGAGUCACGGAUGUGGCGUAGACGCUGUCUUGACGAUGACAGAUGGGUUCGACGCGACGUCUGAGGCCCUUCAUCUCGUACUCUUCAAGACGACUCAGAGCAGACGGACAGAGGAUCUCGACGGGAUGUUUGCUGCCAUGGAUCCAUACGACCUCGGGAUCUGGGAUGCAGGUCGGGUUGCGUCAAAACCCCUUGUGCGCAUCCUGUUUGCACCGUUUGUGGAGCAUGACGAAGGGAGUUUCAGUAUCGAGAGGCGGACCAGCCUACACGGAGCACGUCGUGAUGACGAGUCCACCACCGUUGAUCCUGGGUGCUACGAUAUCGUGGUCACUGGUCUGUCGUCGACGAUCCUUGGACCUAUCGAAACGAAGGAUGUGGAUAGCUGGGAUGCGCUCCUCCAUGUCGGCUCACGCCAUGCCGAUGUCGGGAGUACCAUUUCUAACAAGUCCGCUAUGUCCCAUGCUGCACAACCUGGUAUGGGUAGCGAGGCAGGACAUUGGAGGUCUUGGGUCGACGGUGUGGUAUAG
Molecule: messenger RNA, 1446 nt
Organism: Fomitopsis serialis
Lineage: Eukaryota; Fungi; Basidiomycota; Agaricomycetes; Polyporales; Fomitopsidaceae
Exons: 3
Coding region: 1-1446 (481 amino acids)
Source: RefSeq, a predicted model, not a curated record